AUGGCCGACGAAGCUACCAAAGCCAAGAUCCGAGCGACCUUUGACAAGCUCACCCCGGAGGACUUUGCCUCUGUCGCCGGUAAUCGUGACGCCCUGGCCGACAAGGUCGCCGCCGCCUACGGCAUCUCCAAGGAGGAGGCCGUCAAGCGGGUCGAGGAGGCUUUUGCCAAAUAA
Messenger RNA from Exophiala dermatitidis NIH/UT8656, 174 nucleotides. RefSeq lists its product as uncharacterized. The record is from RefSeq and is a predicted model, not a curated record. Lineage: Eukaryota; Fungi; Ascomycota; Eurotiomycetes; Chaetothyriales; Herpotrichiellaceae. Bases 1 to 174 code for a protein of 57 amino acids. The transcript has a single exon.